ACAAAGUCACGCACACGCACACACACAAUCUCUCACUCUUAUUUUAUCAGUUAUUUAGGCCUCCAUGGAUUUCCCCUCUCACUCGCUCGUGUAUUCAGUAUGCUAUCUGAGCCCCUAUUGAUUUCCCUUAUUUCCCAUUUCUCCCUCUGAUGGUUUUAUCAUCUGUAUCCCAUUCUCUCUCUCUCUCUCUCUCUCUCAUUUUUGUAUUAUUGCUCAUUUAAUGCAAAAACCUGCGUCUUCCUCUCUGAAACCAGUUAACUUAACAGGUCUGCUGUAUCGAGGCUGAGAGAUUAUGCAUCAGCUUCAAAAUUCCCACCAUCCAAAAACCUGUAUUUUGGUUUUUGUUGGAGUAUGAUGAAAUUCCAUUUUGGGUUUGUUUAUAUUUUCGGAAUUAGAGAUGGAGUUUCCCCCAAAAGUUAAAUACUAGAGAAUAUGUAGAAGAGCAUGCCUACAAUUUAUUAAACACUUCUCUGUUCCCUGAUAAAGUUGGUUGAAUAAGAUAAGUUUGCAUCUGGGGUUGGUCUAGAGUAGCAGAUAGAGGUGCAUUUUCCACCUAAAAUUACAUUCUAUAAAAUGUAUGGGAGAACAGGCCUAGAUAGGUUCAAAAAAGCCCAAACUAUUGAACCCUUUUCUGUUACGUUAAAUAAUUCAGUUACUAAGCCAGCAACUCAACCUCUGAUUAGUUCUUCUAAACCCCAAGUUUCACAAUCCCAAUCUCAAAACCAGCAACAAAAUGUACGUCCAAAACCUAAUGGGUCAGAGGGUGCCCAAGUUACUUCUGUGGGGGGUGGGCAAUCAAAUUGGCAGCCCCCUGAUUGGGCAAUUGAGCCGAGGCCUGGUGUUUAUUAUCUUGAGGUUAUGAAGGAUGGAGAAAUUCUCGACAAAAUCAGUCUUGAUAAGAGGCGCCACAUUUUUGGAAGGCAGUAUGCUUCUUGUGAUUUUGUGCUUGAUCACCCCUCCGUUUCUCGGCAGCAUGCUGCGGUAGUGCCUCACAAGAAUGGGAGAACUUUUUUAUGUUUCGUUUGCAGCAUAUAUGUCAUUGAUUUGGGUUCAGUACAUGGUACCUUUGUUGCCAAUGAACGACUAACAAAGGAUAACCCAGUUGAGCUAGAAGCAGGGCAAUCCCUACGUUUUGCCGCAUCAACAAGAAGUUAUAUUCUAAGAAAGAAUACGGCUGCGCUUUUCCCUACCCCUUCACUAGCCACUGAAUUUGUUCCCCCUUCUCCUCCUGACCCUUCAGAUGAAGAUGCAGUAUUAGCAUAUAAUACUAUUCUAAACCGCCAUGGAGCAAUCAAGCCAGGUUUGUCUUCUAAGUCAUCUAGCACUAGGGAGGACGGUGAGAAAGUGGAGAGAUCUAGCAAGAGACUUAGAAAAACAAGAGUGGCAUUCAGGGACCAAGUUGGAGGUAAUUUGGUGGAGGUUGUUGGGAUAUCUGAUGGCCAAGAUGUUGGAACUGAACCAGGCCCUGUUGGUGUGAAAGAAGGGAGUCUUGUGGGGAAGUACGAGUCUCUUGUACAAGUCACUGUGAUACCCAAAGGUCAGGAGCCACAUUCUCCGAAGGAUGGGGGGUCUAAAGGGGUAACCGAUAAGUUACAACAAGUUUUGAACAAAGUUAAAACUGCUACAAAAGUUGGAAUUUAUGAUGAUCUCUAUGGAGAUUCUUUUGCAGGAAAAGUGGGUUCCUCUUGGGCAAACCUAUCAGGACCAAAUGGGUUGAAUUUGGAAAGUGAAGGAAAGUCUCCAGGUGGAUUUGAGAAAAAACAGGAUACGAUUUCAACUUAUGAUGAUGAUGACGACUUGUUCGGUGACAAUGAUUAGUGUGAGAUAUAGCACUUACAUAGGAGUGUUUUUGUCCAUGCUGUGGUUUUGGAUUAAAACCUACUGGAGGUAUGCUGUCCUCUUUACAUGGAAAUCUUCAUGUAAUUCCUGUUAUAUGCCGAAUAGAAGUUAUCACUUUUGGAAUGCUUGAAUUUUUGUAAUGUGUCAUAGCAUCAAUGAAAUGUUGCAUCAUUGUCUGCUC
Amborella trichopoda is the source of this 2020-nucleotide messenger RNA. Its product is annotated as SMAD/FHA domain-containing protein. The record is from RefSeq and is a predicted model, not a curated record. Lineage: Eukaryota; Viridiplantae; Streptophyta; Magnoliopsida; Amborellales; Amborellaceae. Gene Ontology annotation, molecular function: protein binding.